GGGGUGAGGAACCUCACCUCCUUAAAAACACACUAACCCCUAGUAUCCAUAUCGGAUUGGUCCGAUCCAAAUUAGCCAUUCCUAUCUGAUCUGAAUUUUAAAUCCCUGCUCUGAAUCCUGUAUCCCUAUAUAUAUGCUAUUCAUUCCUGCGUAUUAGCCCAUCUCUCCAUCUCCCUCUGAGAUUUCAGUAGAGACAUGGAUACCUCAAGUGGUUCUGAGGCAGUAGUGAAGGGAGACAAGUACAGGUCUCAUAUUUUGGGAGAAGGAGAGAAGAACACUAAAUGGAAAUUUGGUGCUCCUAGCUAUGAUGUUGUCAAUAAGCUCUUUGAAGAAGAGCGAUCUAAGGAAUGGCCCAAGGGAUCCUUGGAAGAGACGGUGCAAAACCUUGUCAAAACAUUUGAAAUGGAGCUCUUCCAUAAGGCUCGUCCGGAAGACUACAAAACAAUAAACACUCAGAAGUUCAGACUCAUCAUCAAUGGAGGGAGACCCAUAUCCCUUGAGGAGGUUGCAAAGGUUGGAGGCUACAACGCGUUCUUGCAAAGCUCCUUACCAGACCGAUUACGUGCUUAUGAUCCAUCUACUGAGACAUCUGAGUCAUCCCAUCACGCAUUCGGAACAGCAUUUCCUCGUGGAUUUGCCUUGGAAAUCCUUCAGGUGUUUUCAGGUCCUCCGGUGGUUGCCUAUAAGUUCAGACAUUGGGGUUAUAUGGAGGGUCCUUUCAAAGGCCAUGCUCCAACUGGGGAGAGAGUUGAAUUGUAUGGAGUAAGCAUCGUUGAGGUUGACAAAUCCAUGCGAAUUGAGAAGCUGGAGUUCAUCUAUGAUGCCGCGGAAUUGCUUGCCGGACUUCUUAAAGGUCCUGUUUUGAAGGAAUUUGAAUCUGACACCUCACCAAAAUCAUCUCUCCAUUGCCCUUUCUUGAAAGAGGUGUAGGAGUUUGUCAUUAGGAGUUGAACUAUGUAUGAUCAUCCUGUUCCUAUGCGACAUUUUACUGAAAUUCCCUUAAAUUUGGCUAUGAGAUAGGAAAUGAAAACUGUUGGCGCUACAAGUGACACAUGAAUAUAUUAUGAAUAAUGAGUAAGGAGUGUUGGCAUCAA
Macadamia integrifolia is the source of this 1094-nucleotide messenger RNA. RefSeq names its product pathogen-related protein-like. Lineage: Eukaryota; Viridiplantae; Streptophyta; Magnoliopsida; Proteales; Proteaceae. The transcript is spliced from 4 exons. The record is from RefSeq and is a predicted model, not a curated record. The coding region runs from base 196 to 930 and encodes 244 amino acids.